AUGAGCACCAUUAGUACUUCCACUCCCGCGAUCCAGUCUCCAGUAGUGACUCCCGCUUCGCCAAGGAACAUUCAUCCGAAUCCUUUUGAUAUGCACGAAGGCAUUCCAGAGGAACAAGAAUUUGAACAUAUUGCUGAAUUAAAGCGUCUGGCCGCCGAAAAAGCUAGACGUCAAACCAUUGGUACAAGUGGUGAAAUUGCACGCGGAACUACAGCUUCUUUGACUCAGAGUGCCUUAGGCAAAUACUCGACCGCAAUUGGAGAAGAAAUUCGUGCCCCAUCUCUUAUUGUUCAGGCGAGAGUUAAAGCCGCUGAUCAUCCAGUUGACCAGGCACAACUUGUUCGUGAAUUAAAGGAGGAAGCUGAGCAACGUCGUCAAUUCGAACUUCAAACUCAAGGAUACGUUCCUCGUGCUGGACCAGCCGCUAAAGUUGAAGAAGCUGCCGAACAACUUGAAAAAGGAUUGAAAAUCGAAGAAGGUCAACUUCUUAAGCCAACAUCCCAACCGACAUCUGCUCAACAAAUGCAAGAGGUUGUUGGCAUAGGAGUCGGAAUGAAAAAAGGAAUAGGUAAUAAUAAAUUUGACAAUCGGGGUGGUUAUAAAAAUCGGGGUAUGCGAAACCGUCAACAGCACAAGUAUCCUGGAACUCAAAUCCCAGCUAAUCCAAAUUUUAUGCGUGCUCAAAAUAUGCAACGUGGUUUUCAAGGUCAACAAAAUAUUCAAACUCCUCAACAAGUGGAUAUUGGUAAUCCUGAUGUGAUACAUGAAGGUAUUCCUGAAAGUCAAGAAUUCGAACAUCUCGCCCAUUUAAAAAAAGUUACAGUUGAACACGCUCGUGGUAUCAGUCCAAUUACACGUGGAAGCAAAGCUGCUGUGGCUCAAAGCGCUCUCGGAAAAUACGCCACUGCUAUUAGUGAAGAAACUCGUAUUCCGACUUUAAGUGUCCAAGGCUUAGUAGAUCCUGUGGAACACGAGAUCGACUUGGAAAAACUCAUUCAAGUGUUGAGGAAAGAAGUUCAACAUCGACAUGAAUUUGAAAUGCAGACGUUGGGUAGAGUACUUCCUAAUGGCCCAGCUGUAAAAGUUGGUGAAGCGGUUGAUCGUUUGGUACAAUCACAACCGUCUCAAAAACUACCAGGUGAUUUUGUAUCGCCCAGUGCUCAAUUGACAGCUGCUGGUGUUUCCGGUCUCUCGCAACAAGCUGGUCAACAAGAAUUUGCCACACAGCAACAAGUCACACCUCCUGCUUCACCAGCACAACAUGUUAGUGUUGGUGGCGGACAAGGAAUCCAACAAGUUGGCGAAGGUGCUCAAAUACCACCAGGUCAGGAUAAACAAAGUGCCGCCGAACAAAAGGUUGAACACGAGGGAAUUUCUCAAUCUCAAAAAUUAGAGAAUUUAGCUGAAUCGAAAAAAAUCUCAAGUGGCAGUACGGAAGAGGCAGGACUUCCGCAAACCACUAUUCAGGGUGAUGCUAAUCGUAAACAUGCAGACGAAGGGUAG
Messenger RNA from Ambispora gerdemannii, 1503 nucleotides. The record is from the annotation of a GenBank genome assembly. NCBI's taxonomy places the organism in Eukaryota, Fungi, Glomeromycota, Glomeromycetes, Archaeosporales, Ambisporaceae.